Molecule: messenger RNA, 1305 nt
Organism: Chara braunii
Lineage: Eukaryota; Viridiplantae; Streptophyta; Charophyceae; Charales; Characeae
Source: the annotation of a GenBank genome assembly
GUGCAACAUCGUACGAGGUGCGUUUUUUUGAAGCGAAGUAGCGUGGGAACGGACAAUGAGUUACCGCGAUAACGAUCGAGAGCGGAGAGAUAACCGCCGAGAUGGGCGACGGGAAGAUUGGCGAGAUGGACAUCGUGGCGGGGGACGUGAGUUCUAUCAAGAUGAGCGACACGAUUCACAACGGGAGCGAGGUGAAACAGCCGGCGAUGUUAGAAGACGUGGGCCACCCACAUGCUUCGAAUGUGGUCAAGUCGGUCACUACCGAAACCAAUGCUGGAAACUCACUAACGAAGGCGGAGCACGACCUGGAGACGGUCGAGGAGGACAAUAGGGAGAUCGAGGAACUGGGCGCGUCACUAGCAACGAUGCACGGACAUAUCGAGCAGGAGAAGCAGAAGAAGAUUGAGAAGGAGAAGCGCAAACAAGAGAAACUCAAGAGACAACAGCGCGCGAUCGCUGAACGUGAAGCACAAGAGAAGAAAUUGGCACGGAGGAAUGCGAAGAUCAAAGAGGCAGAAGAAUGGAAGAUGCAGAUGCGGAAGGAGAUGAAGAUGGAAGCAGCAUUUGUUAAGAGCGAAUUGCGCGAGCAGUUAGCCAGUGGCUUCCCUGAACAAUUGACGGAUGAAAUGCUAAAGGCACUCGCAACUGCUUCUAUCGAUCGCAAAGGGAAGAAGAAGGUAGCAUCGCCUCCGUCACCAAGACCGUCCUCUACAAGCAGCGACGAAUCGAACAACACGGAGCCAUUGAACAGGCGCACUCGAAUACUGACGACUAAAGAGAAACGGAAGAGAAACGGGGAGAAGGCCGUGGGUGGUAACCCACCGAUGAUGCAGCCGGCGAAACGAACGCCUAGGAUGACUGGUGUGAAACCAGUACGACUAGCGGCCAAGUUGCAAUGCACGACAACAAAGACCAAGGAGAAGAAGACUCCGCCAAGAUUUACCCCGCGUAGGGGUACGCCACGUACGAAGAUCGCCGCAUUAAUGGGCGCAGAAGGAAGAGCAAAGUUUAUUUGCGAUAACAUCCGCGCGUUGGCGGAUCUGGGAGCCGACGAACUCAAAGAGACUUGUAGGAAGGAGGACGUUAACUACGAGAAGAAUACUAUCGCCGCCAUGAAUAUCGCAAAGAAGCGAGCAGUCGUGGCAUAUGGAAGUGAAGAGGACGAAGUCUGUAGUCGCGCAAACGAGACGGAUGUCGUGGAGCAGGGAAGUGUCGACGAGCCUGAUGAUGUAGAGGCUGACGCAUGAACUUUCAAGGAAACUAACUACUUGUGGAUCUUAUGUAACUGGCUGAUUGAAUUUCGAC